Messenger RNA from Aegilops tauschii subsp. strangulata, 573 nucleotides. Its product is annotated as putative cyclin-dependent kinase F-2. The record is from RefSeq and is a predicted model, not a curated record. NCBI's taxonomy places the organism in Eukaryota, Viridiplantae, Streptophyta, Magnoliopsida, Poales, Poaceae. Gene Ontology annotation, molecular function: ATP binding; protein kinase activity. Gene Ontology annotation, biological process: protein phosphorylation.
AUGUUCGACGACCACGCUGCCGGCUCCCGCAAGAGACGGCGCAUCAGGAGCAUUGAGGACUACGAGCUGACGCGCGUGCUCGGCAAGGGCAGCUUCGGCGUCAUUGUCAAGGCGCGCCACCGCGUCACCGGCGCGUACGUCGUCCUGAAAUGCUUCAUCCGCUCGCCCGACGACGGAAGCGGCAAGAGGAGGCGCUGUGCCCACGCACUCCACCGCGACAUACUGCGUGAGGCGUGCUACCUCGCGGCGUGCCGCGGCCACCCCGCCGUCGUCGGCUUGCAAGCCGCGUUCUGCGUGAUCGGCGGGCCGUUCUCGGACGAGGAGAACCGCCACGUCCUGCGGCAGAUACUGGGCGGCGCCGGGAGAAUGUACGAGCGAGGCAUCGUCCACAGGGACAUCAAGCCCGGGAACAUCCUCGUCGGCGGCGAGGGCGUGGUGAAGAUAUGUGAUCUCGGGCUGGCUAUUUCCAUGGUGACCGCCACGACGCCGCGCGGCCAGGCCGGCACGCUCUGGUACAUGGCCCCCGAGAUGCUCCUGGGGAAGCCGGACUACGAUGAGCUCGUAGAUGCCUGA